AUGACCGGCUACUUGAGCUCAACAGGACCUUCUAGGCGAGGUUUGUUGUCAUGUCUAUUGUGCUUGCAGUUAUGCGCCGUGGUCAUGGCAGCCACGGUUGGAGAUGCCAAGAGAGGGACAUCAUUUGCCAUUAUUGGCACCAACGACAGCCUCAGCACUUUCGAUGACUUUAUGGACUCCGCUGAGAGUAUGCAGAGUACACCUGAAGUGACUCCUGCACCAACGGACAUGUUUGAGGAUGAAGAUGUUGAGGUUGAGGAUGUUGAGGUUGAGGAUGUUGAGGUUGAGGUUGCCACUGAGAUGGAAGCAACCGAACAGGUGGAGGAGAUGGAGGAGGAGGAGAAUGUGCCGUACAACUUUACUCAUGUCAUUUUGAUUGGUGGGCGUUGCGCGCCUAAUGACACUGACUGGCCGUCCAAAUUUGUGGCUCCUGCAUUCAAUACUCUACCCUUAACCAAGCAGAUUUGUUCGAAAGGUGGUGUGGAUAGCGCUACAACACGAGAGUUCCACUUGGAUGGACUCCGUCAAGUAGAGGAGAUAGCAGGCGAUGAGCUCAACUCAACCAUAGUUAUUACUAUUGGUCAAGGAUUGGAAAAGGAUUGGACGCCCGUGGCAAACUUGUUGCGUCGCGGCAUGGCCUUCUUCCAUGGGGGCUUCACUGGCGACCUCGUUGCCAACGGCAUGACUAUGUACAUGAAUUUGACAGAGUACAAUCUCACGUCCGAACAAGUUCUCUACUUUUACUUCCGCCUGGAGGAAGAGGCUUCGGCACGCAAGGCAGGAGCCGAAAUAUGCCGUCUCAAGCAAGGCAACAAAGAGCUGAGAGUUGGAAAGAUCUACCGAGCGACCCGCACCGAUCUCACCUUCCGAGUCGACUCGGCGAUCAAGGGAUUUGAAGAAGCGUGCCCCAACACAAAACUUAUAAGUGAGUGGGAGCUCGACUUUGACUGGCCAGAAAAGAUCUUCCGAAGUACCUUGAUGGUCAAGUCCGUCCCCGAAAUCGUGUUUUCCAUUAACGACGAAUCGCUUGAGAAGCUCUUCACAGUUGCCAAAAACCACCUAGCUCCUGACCAAUAUGACCGAUUGUCUGGCUCAGGCUGGGAUGCCACUCAUCCGCAUCUCAUGCAAGAGCAAAAGCUUUUGGCCACUGUAGACCAAAUGGUCUUUCACGAACGUCGUGGUCUGUGGGGACUAAUGGAUGUCCUCAUGCAAACGAUGCAGACGAAUGGUCUACGUUCCACAAAGGCUGUGCAAGAUGAACUCCAACUAGGAGACGCUUUGUAUAUGACGUCUAAUACCUUGACGGUCUCCGCGGACCGAGUCGGCUACCUUCUUGACCAAAUGCUCCGGGGGUACAAUGCCAAUUCUCCACCUUUUCAGGAAGUGCAGGCCUCUACAGGACUGCUCGAUCUAUCCAUUACGAAGUUUGACCCCUUUGAUGGGUACUUCGAUGUGGUUCUUUGGCGCAAAAUCACCUGGACGGAUCCACGGUUGUCAUGGAAUCCAUUUGUCUACGAAGGGGACGUUCAGAUAGAUGCCACUCAAAUUUGGACUCCCAAGUUGUUUUUCACCAACGAGUUUUCUAACACGAUCUUGCACGAGAAACCCAUCACAGUCACCAAUGAUGGGCGGUGUGUUCAGGAAACAAACAUGCAAGUAAGGUUCUUGUGCAGUACUACCAACAGCCUCAAUGCCUUCCCCUUUGACAACUAUGAUUGCUCGAUUGAUCUUGGGUCCCCAAGUAAUGUCUGGAUGGAUGCUAGUCAUGGCUUCCAUGUCGUCGAGACAGAUCCCCACUUUGAAACGUCCAAGUCUAUCAGCAACUCGAGUGGCGUGAUGGAGUCUGGGUCUAGUAUUUCGACCGCGUGUGGGGAGAGUGACUCUGAGCCUCCUACAGAGAGACGACGAUAUCUCGAACAAGGUCAAGGAAGCCAGCAGGAACGAUGUUGCGAAGAGAUUUUCUUCAACCUCCGACUUGAACGUAAACCCUUCACCGCCUGGGUGCGUCUCAUUAUUCCAGCCGUUUUAAUCAACUGGAUUGGAUUCAUGGCAUUCUGGAUUCCCGAGGUGCCUGAAUCUGUUGCGUUGGGUAUCACGUCCCUGCUCUGUUCUCUAGCCUUUAGGGAGACUGUCGAGAUGCCUGAUACCGCUGACGUUAGCUGGACAGAAGUUUUCAUGAUGGUCAAUAUAGGCUAUCAAGCUUCUGUCAUGUUCAUCAUCUGGUGCUCCUAUGGUGCUAGCCAGAUGGCAAUGAACCUCAACAAGGUUGCCCAGUAUGUCAAUCCCAAAACGGUAGUCAAGAAAUCAGUGAAGAAAGUGGCUGGCAAGAAAAAGAAAGAUGCCCUCGGCGAUGUCAGCGAGGAAGGGAGUGAAGAUGAUGGUGAAAUUUACGAAGGCGACGAGGGCGACCUUGAGGCGGGAGUUGAAAAGGCCCAUAAAGGUGACACGAAUGACAACGACAACCAGGAAGGGAAUGAAGGUGAUGGUGAAAUUUACGAAGGCGACGAGGUAGAACAGGGGGCGGGAGUUGAAUUGGCCCCUAAAGGUGACACCAACGAUAAAGGCAACCCCAGCCCAGAGGAAAAGAUGGAGGAGGAGAUUCGUCUCGAAUCAGAUGCCGAAAUUUUGGCAGACACGGGAGAACUCGGAUUCAGCGCGGAAACCCAAGAGAUUACCGGUACCAUUUCGACGAUUAGCCAAGAGAAAAACUCCCACGUUGAGGAAGACAUCACGACGAUACGCCAGCGGAAACCCGAUUCCGCUGCUACCGGUAGGACCAGCACUUUGUUCAAACUCGAAAACGCGAAGAUGAAUGAUGCCCCGGACAGGCGGGGAGUAGAAAAAUACUCCAGCACCUGGGAAAGCAAGAAAAUGGAUCACUUACAUGUACCUGACCGGAGGAGAUCAGUAGUACCUGAUGAUUCGGAUAGUUCAGAUGAUUCGGAUGGGAUGCCUGACAACUCUGGCUUGCUGUCGUGGGUAGGGCUGACUCGUCGGCGCAAUACCAAUGCUAGGAGGAUGAGGGACGACUCAUUGCACGAACGAUUCCAAGAGUUUGGCGAUGCUUUCAAAUCCAGCUUGGAGGCAUUGAUACCAGACUUGAAUCCUGAAGAGCCACCCAAUGUAGAUUGGAUAGGAAGGUGGGUUGUUGUACCGAGCUACAUUAUCAUCAUGGCAUCUCUACUUGCAACUGGAUGGGGCUUCUAUGAUGAUUGAGGGAGGAUACGGUGGGUACUGCCCUCAAAGUAGGGUGGGGCCUCCUUCAGCUUACACUUAUGCAUAAUUAAUGGAUCCUUCAUUCUGCUCUUGCAUCAGUGCAUUGAUCAUCUUUUGGUACA
Seminavis robusta is the source of this 3338-nucleotide messenger RNA. NCBI's taxonomy places the organism in Eukaryota, Bacillariophyta, Bacillariophyceae, Naviculales, Naviculaceae. The record is from the annotation of a GenBank genome assembly.